CUAAGGCAGUGACAUGUAGCACCCAUCCUGGAGUCAUGGCUAAUUGGGCAAGUAACGUCAACUUUGGAGUGGUUUUGCUGACUUUGUGUAUUGGAGCGCAUUAUGCCCUACAGAUUCCACAAGUUCAGUCAACUCAGACUCCACAGAGGGCCGUUCAAGAGAAACAGAUUGCCGAGCCUUCCUCCUCCAAGUGCAGGGUAAAGGAGUGGACCCUGUAUUGUGGAGACCCUGAUAUCCCUGCUGCUGAAUGUGAAGCUAUUAAUUGCUGUUUUGAGAAAGGGCAGUGCUAUUAUGGGAAUGCAGUGACUGUUCAGUGUACUAGGGAUGGGCAAUUUGUGGUUGUUGUGGCCAAGGCUGCGACCAUCCCACAGCUAAACCUGGACACGGUGAUUCUGCUGGACGGAGAAGAGGACGCUUGUGCCCCUGUCAACUCCACGGAGGCCUAUGUCAUCUUCCAGUUUUCUGUCCGUGCUUGUGGCACCAGUGUAAAGGAGGAAGGUGGCUAUGUGAUCUAUGAAAACAGUAUGUCUUCAUCUUAUGAGGUGACUCUUGGCUCACGUGGGUCAGUCACAAGGGACAGCAAUUAUGAGCUCCUGUUCCAGUGCAGGUACUCUGAAACAGCUGUGGAGGCUCUGGUUGUGGAGGUUAAUGCCAUUCCUCCACCACUAUCUGUGGUUGCUUCUGGGCCCCUCAGGGUGGAGCUCAGGCUAGCCAGUGGACAGUGCACCACUAAGGGAUGCGAGGAAGAUGAGGAGGCGUACACUUCAUACUACACUGAGGAAGACUACCCAGUCGCCAAAAUCCUCAGGCAGCCGGUGCAUGUGGAGAUCCGUGUGUUGGGGAGGACCGAUCCAAACCUCGUUCUCCAGAUUGGGAACUGUUGGGCAACGUCCAGCCCCAGCCCCCUCAGUCUGCCCCAGUGGGACCUGUUGGUCAAUGGAUGUCCCUCUGACGAGGAUCGUUACCUGACCACGUUGCUUCCAGUGACUGGCUUGUCUAGCCAUCAGUAUCCUACUCACUACAAGCGCUUUGUCGUUCAAAUGUUUACCUUUGUAGACAAAGAUUCUCUGCUUCCACUUCAAGAGCAGGUGUUCAUCCACUGCAACACAGCAGUGUGCUAUCACUCUGCCAUGGACUCAUGUGAACAGAGAUGCAACAGGCAAAGGAGAGAUGUUUCUGGAGUGCCUAAAGAAGUUGCCAAAGGAUCUAUUCUAGUAUCCAGUGGUGAAGUGGUUGUCACUGAUAGCAAAGCACUUUUUAAAAGAAUGCCUUUUUAAAAAAAUAAACUUGUCUUAAGCUUGCUAUAAAA
Messenger RNA from Clupea harengus (Atlantic herring), 1309 nucleotides. Its product is annotated as zona pellucida sperm-binding protein 4-like. Gene Ontology annotation, biological process: binding of sperm to zona pellucida; prevention of polyspermy. Gene Ontology annotation, cellular component: egg coat. The record is from RefSeq and is a predicted model, not a curated record. Lineage: Eukaryota; Metazoa; Chordata; Actinopteri; Clupeiformes; Clupeidae. Gene Ontology annotation, molecular function: structural constituent of egg coat; acrosin binding.